AUGGCAUUAUAUGAUCACACUGAUCUUCCUAGUGGAUCUCCAAGUAGCAGACUUCAGGAACAGGGGGCAACGUUGGGUGACAUCAUGGAGAAGAAGCCCCCAUGGUUUUUUACAGCCCUUCUCGUGACCUUCUGCAUCUCUGGGAUCUUGACUGAGAAGAUUUUGCAAGGAAAGGUCUUCGUCUUCCCCAAGGCUUCUACCAACUCCUACGUUCUCCUGAAGCCCAACUUACAACAAGGGCUGCGACACUUCACCCUCUCCCUCGAAUUUUUCACCGAUUUGACCCGCAGCUUUGUCCUCUUCUCGGCUGCUUCCCAGGAUCACGACAACGAGAUUCUCCUGAUACGACACCCUGAAGAAUACCACACUUGUGUGGGAGGGGAGUGCGCCGUUUUCACAAUGCCCAAACUCACGGCUCGGUCUACCGUCAGUUGGGAAUCGAUUUGUAUGACUUGGGAUUCAGCUACCGGGAUACUUCAGCUUUGGUUGAAUGGUCAGCGCCUACCAAGGAAAGGAGUAGCGAAGGGCUACGAGGUCAAGGUGGAUCUGGUGGUCAUGCUGGGGCAGGAACAAGAUUCCUAUGGGGGCACCUUUGAUGCGGAUCAGUGCUUUGUGGGGGAAAUCGCUGAGGUCUACCUUUGGGACAACGUCCUGCCUGCCGAACAGAUACGCAACAUCCAGCAACAUACCACGCCGGCCCCUUUAGUGGCCUGGACCUCGCUGAAGUUUGAAAUCCAAGGCUACGUGUUGAUGGAGCCCUUGUGA
This is a messenger RNA of Pseudonaja textilis, 765 nucleotides long. RefSeq names its product mucosal pentraxin-like. Gene Ontology annotation, molecular function: complement component C1q complex binding. Gene Ontology annotation, biological process: innate immune response. The record is from RefSeq and is a predicted model, not a curated record. NCBI's taxonomy places the organism in Eukaryota, Metazoa, Chordata, Lepidosauria, Squamata, Elapidae.